UUUUUUUUUUUUUCUCUCUCCCAGAGUCCCCUUUGCACGCUCUAUGUGGCCCUGUAAACACCCGCGCUGGCGUCGAGGGGGAGCACACCUCGUGUUACCCUGCACACCUAGCACUGACACCAUCAGCGUCUGGAUUGAGCUAGAUUCCUGUCUCUAUACUGCAGCCAGACUUUUGCAGGACAAAACAGCCUUUCACCUAGCGAACAUUCUCCCUAACCUCCCCCUCUCCAACCCCAGCCUUUCGCGGGAGGAGAGUUGGGGCGGGGGAAGAACUAAAAUAGUCCUCAGAUUACAGCCUCACCUGCUACAAGAAGGGGCCUAGAUUUGGGGUACCAGGAAAAGUUAAAGAUUCCUCCAACCGGCUUUAGGACCCAGAGACGCUGGAAAAAACAUUUUCAUUUUGGAAGUCCACUCCAACUUCUCAUCUUUCCCGAAUCUCCCCCUGGGCCAGGCCCCGGGUCUCAGCCUCGGAUGGAGUUUUUGGGGGAGGGAGACUCAGAGAUCUUUAUGGCAAGUUCCUGGGACUCCAGAGACUCUCAAUCUGGCCCCCUCCUCCAAGUCCACCUCAAAACAUCACCCCGCCCGGCCAGUUAAGUCUCCCCAGCCCCCAUUCCACGUGGACCCGCCAGGGCGGGGUGGGGAGAGAGGACAGGAAGGGGGGGAGUCAGCUCUGAGAGGAGGGGGAAGGAGGUUGGUGACUGACGUCCGCUCUCACUGCGGGCGUCCCUGAUCUGGACACCAUGUUCCUUGUGGGGGCUCCCAGCCACACGCUCCCUCGACUCCACAUACUACCGUUGCUGCUGCUUCUACAGACCUUGGAGAGGGGUUUGGGCCGUGCCAGCCCGUCCGGAGCCCCCUUGGAAGAUGUGGUCAUCGAGAGAUACCACAUCCCCAGGGCCUGCCCCCGAGAAGUGCAGAUGGGGGAUUUUGUUCGUUACCACUACAAUGGCACUUUUGAAGACGGGAAAAAGUUUGACUCCAGCUAUGACCGUAGCACCCUGGUGGCCAUCAUUGUGGGUGUAGGCCGCCUCAUCACUGGCAUGGACCGAGGUCUCAUGGGCAUGUGUGUUAAUGAACGCCGCCGUCUCAUUAUCCCUCCCCACCUGGGCUACGGCAGCAUCGGUCUGGCGGGCCUCAUCCCACCCGAUGCCACCCUCUAUUUUGACGUGGUCCUGCUGGAUGUGUGGAACAAGGAAGACACCGUGCAGUCGACCAUCCUCCUACGCCCUCCCUACUGCCCCCGAAUGGUGCGGAACAGUGACUUUGUACGCUAUCACUACAACGGUACUCUGCUGGAUGGCACUGCCUUUGACAGCAGCUACAGUAGGGGAGGCACUUAUGACACCUACAUCGGCUCUGGUUGGCUGAUCAAAGGCAUGGACCAGGGGCUGCUGGGCAUGUGUCCUGGAGAGAAAAGGAAGAUCAUUAUCCCUCCCUUCCUGGCUUACGGGGAGAAAGGCUACGGCUCAGUAUGGGGACAACCAAAGGUAGGAGACAGAGGAGGUCUUUUUGGCAUGAGGCCCCUUGCUGUGCCUGGGCUUGGUCCCCAAAUGUAUGGUUCAAGCCCUGUGCCCUCCCCAGGGACUGUGAUACCCCCGCAGGCCUCCCUGGUCUUCUAUGUCCUGCUGAUAGAUGUCCACAACCCGAAGGACACGGUCCAGCUGGAGACGCUGGAGCUGCCCCAGGACUGUGUCCGGCGAGCUGUGGCAGGGGACUUCAUGCGUUACCACUACAAUGGCUCUUUGAUGGAUGGUACCCUCUUUGAUUCCAGCUACUCCCGCAACCACACCUACAAUACCUAUGUCGGGCAGGGUUACAUCAUCCCUGGGAUGGACCAGGGGCUGCAAGGCGCAUGCAUAGGGGAGCGAAGGAGGAUUACUGUGCCCCCUCACCUUGCCUACGGGGAGAAUGGGACAGGAGACAAGAUCCCUGGCUCAGCUGUGCUCAUCUUUGAUGUACACGUCAUCGACUUCCACAACCCUGCGGACCCUGUGGAAAUCAAGACGCUGUUCCGGCCUCCUGAGAGCUGCAACGAGACAGCCAAGAUCGGGGACUUUAUUCGCUACCACUACAACUGUUCUCUGCUGGACGGCACUAGGCUCUUCUCUUCCCACGACUAUGAGGCCCCUCAAGAGAUCACCCUCGGAGCCAACAAAGUGAUCGAAGGUCUGGACAGGGGCCUGCAGGGCAUGUGUGUAGGAGAGAGGAGGCAGCUCAUUGUACCCCCACACCUGGCCCACGGGGAGAAUGGAGCCCGUGGUGUCCCAGGCAGUGCUGUGCUGUUAUUUGAGGUGGAGCUGAUAUCCCGAGAGGAUGGUCUACCCGCAGGCUACCUGUUUGUGUGGUACCAGGAUCCUCCUGCUAGCCUUUUUGAAGACAUGGAUCUCAAUAAAGAUGGAGAGGUGCCCCCAGAAGAGUUCUCCUCCUUCAUCAAGGCUCAAGUGAAUGAAGGCAAAGGACGCCUGAUGCCUGGGCAAGACCCAGACAAAACCAUAAGUGACAUGUUUCAGAACCAAGAUCGAAACCAGGAUGGCAAGAUCACAGCUGAAGAACUCAAGCUGAAGUCAGAUGAGGACCAGGAGCGCAUCCAUGAGGAGCUCUGAGGGCCAUAGUGUCAGGUCUAACCUCAGACACAAAGGCCCUCGGCUGGUGGGGGUAGGGGACAGUGGCUGUGUAACUGGCCUGUCGACAGCCCCCCUCCCUCAGGGGGAAUAACUCUGGGAGUCAUUAUAUGUCAGUGCAGACUGCUGUGACCUUUCCACGGGCCAUGGCUUCCAGUCCUCAGCACAGACAUUCUGCAGUUUUCUCUUCCAACCUUAAGCCUCUGCCUUAAGGUUCUUGUGAUAGAUCCAAUUCAGGGAGGGGGUGCUGGGUUUUGGUUAGGGCCAUUGCUGACCCCACACACCCAUCCUCCCACCCACAUCACUAGGUUCAGCAAGGGCAAGCUCCUUAGUCCUUCACUUUCCCAAGUGUGCCCUUUCUUUGUAAUGUCCUGUCUCAUCUCCCUAUCCCUGUACAUCCCCAUUCUCUCUGUCAUGGCAGCUCUGCAGGGGCAUGAACCUGGGUGAGAGCCUGCAUUCUCCUGCCUCAGCUCUGCCUGCUCCUCAGGAAGGGGUGGCUCCAGGAACAUAAUCCUGACAGCCACCCUUCUCUCCUCCCAAGCCACCAGGGUCAGGUCUUUCAUCUUAAAAAAUUUUCUCUAAAAUGAAAGGUUGCAUAAGAGGAAAGCCUGCUAGGGUUGAAGGCUUCGAAAACCUGCACUUGGUGCUAACCUGAUGGGAGAAAGAUGGGCAGAGUCUUGGACUCAAAGGCUAAACCGAUCCAGUCCUUUCUCCUUUGUGUCAAUAAAAGGUUAAACCAAAGGCCUCAAGAAA
Molecule: messenger RNA, 3374 nt
Organism: Rattus norvegicus (Norway rat)
Lineage: Eukaryota; Metazoa; Chordata; Mammalia; Rodentia; Muridae
Gene: Fkbp10
Product: FKBP prolyl isomerase 10
Cellular component (GO): endoplasmic reticulum; endoplasmic reticulum lumen; membrane
Molecular function (GO): calcium ion binding; FK506 binding; isomerase activity
Source: RefSeq, a predicted model, not a curated record